CCAGGUUAACCUAGUUUAUUGUACGGCCAAUGAGGAACUAAUACUCUCAGCAUUUAUAAGGAGAGUGAGAAACUCUGCUUUGAGCAUUUAUCAAAUAGUUCCUCUACCUGACGACUGCUACGUCCUAAUAAUGAGAGUAUUGGGUCUUCUUCUCCUUCUCGGCUUAGCCAGCUUCUCAUCGGCCCAAGUCUUCGGGUUCGGUGGCUGCCCCAGAGUGCGCGUCGCUAGGGACUUCGACCUCGAUCGCUACUUCGGUCGGUGGUUCGAAAUCACGAAGUUUUACACCUUCUACCAGGAUGGUCUGACGUGUGUGUCGGCGGAGUAUCGACCAGGGGAUGAUGGUAGCAUUCGUGUCAUCAACUCGGGACGAUCACAAGAAGGAGAGGUGACGACAAUUGAAGGGGUUGCCUUUCAACCCGACCCAGAGGAGGGAGCAAAGCUGCAGGUCCAGUUUUUCAGAGGGCAAACACCAGGCGAUUAUUGGGUUCUCGAUGUGGAAUACGACAGAUAUGCUCUUGUACACUCGUGUUCAGAGGUCUUCUAUGGCUGGUUUAACAUCCAGUCUAACUGGCUUCUCGCCCGUGAUCGUAUGCCAUCCGAGGAAGUCAUCGAGAAUGCUUUGAGGAAGUUCGGAGAACAGGGCAUCAACGUGCAAAAGCUCAAGAGAACGAAUCAGAGGAAUUGCGAGGGAGAACCACCACGUCCGACAGAGAGGCCUGGCACUGAUAGACCACGCCCGUCCGAGAGGCCUGGCACCGACAGACCACGCCCGUCCGAGAGGCCCGGCACCGACAGACCACGCCCGUCCGAGAGACCUGGCACUGACAGACCACGUCCAUCUGAGGAGCCUGGCACCGACAGACCACGCCCAUCUGAGGAGCCUGGCACAGACAGACCACGCCCAUCAGAGGAGCCUAAAACUGAGCGACCACGUCCAUCUGAGGAGCCUGGCACUGACAGACCACGCCCAUCAGAGGAGCCUGAAACUGAACGACCACGCCCAUCAGAGGAGCCUGAAACUGAGCGACCACGUCCAUCUGAGGAGCCUGGCACAGACAGACCACGCCCAUCAGAGGAGCCUGAAACUGAGCGACCACGUCCAUCUGAGGAGCCUGCCACUGACAGACCACGUCCAUCAGAGGAGCCUGGAACUGCACGACCACGUCCAGCUGCGUUUUAAUCAGAUGUUUCAGGAAGUGAAAGGCAACCCCUUCAUAUAUUCCAGGAACUAACAGACCACCCCCUCCUUGUAACCGCUAACAUAAGAACAAUAUUCGAUAACUUUUAAUCAGAACAAUAAAUAACAUAAAGGAAAAACAAUUAUUUAACAACAAACAAAUCGUCCAUUGCGUCUUUUAAAACUAUUUCAGCUGAAAUUGAUAUCAUAAUGUAGUAAGCUCGUAAUGUAAAACAAAAAUGUUUACACAAUUUUGUUUUCCUAUUUUAAUUUCGCUCGUAUUUAUUAUGAAAUCAUUUUGAUUAUAGUAACAUUUUGAAUAAACGAAUACAAUUCAUUUCACCAAGUAA
This is a messenger RNA of Strongylocentrotus purpuratus (purple sea urchin), 1527 nucleotides long. Its product is annotated as apolipoprotein D. Gene Ontology annotation, molecular function: lipid binding. Bases 131 to 1180 code for a protein of 349 amino acids. The transcript has 2 exons. The record is from RefSeq and is a predicted model, not a curated record. Lineage: Eukaryota; Metazoa; Echinodermata; Echinoidea; Camarodonta; Strongylocentrotidae. Gene Ontology annotation, biological process: lipid transport; brain development; tissue regeneration.